UCUGUGGAGUUCUGGAUGGAAACUCAGACUGGGACCAGGAUAAAUGUUUCUGCUUUACUGAGGGACCAAAACUUGUGAAAAGGACAGUUAAGAAUAAAUAGAAAAGUUUGAGACUUGAGUGAACGGACAGGUCCAAAAAUGAAGAUCAGAGUGGUCCAGAUCUGGGGAUUCCUGAUGACCGUGUUGGGCUGGAUCUUUGUGGCCUGCACUAUGGCCAUGGAGGGCUGGAAGAUCUCUUCUGUUGGUGGUAUGGGAGGCUCAUCCAUCAUUAAGGUGGCCUGGCACUGGUCCAGCUUAUGGAGAUCCUGUUUUACAGAUUCAACCGCCAUCACCAACUGUUACGAUUUCCCCGUGCUCUGGUCUGUGGAGGGUCACAUUCAAAUAGUGCGCGGCCUUCUGAUGGGGGCUCUCUCCGUGGGCAUGCUGGGGUUUAUACUCAGCCUGUUGGGUAUGGAAUGCACCUACCUCGGAGGAAAAGACCUGUCCAAGUACAAGAAGAUCUUCACAGGUGGAUGUUGUCACAUCAUCAGUGGUGCACUGUCCUCAUCUGGAUAUGGUGUUUAUGCACAGUAUGUCUCUAUWGAUUACUUCAACCCUAACUUCACUGGACUCAAGUACGACCUCGGCACGCCUCUCUUCCUUGGUUGGGUGGGCUCAGCCUUCCACAUGGCUGGGGGCUUCUUCUAUCUGUGGUCGGUGUGUAAAUUGCUGUGUGGAGGAAACAAUACGGUCAUUGUUCAAGCACAACUGGACCCAGAACAGAACCGGCCCACUGAAUCCCCUUCAGACGAAUCAGAUGCAACCUCAAAAACCAAAAUGUCUUCCAUCUCUGAGCUGUCGUCCAGGUCUGAGCGUUCAGACGUGUCCUCCAUAAUUGCACGCACCUCUAAAUCUGGACCCACAGCCCGGUCGGGACGCUCAUCAGCUGGAUCUUCAGGAUCAAGAACAACAUCAGGUUCUGGGUCACGGUCCAGCACGUUUUCAAGGUCCAGCCUCUCAGUUCUGUCAGAAUCUCGAAGCAGCAGCAGUAUGAGCAGCAGCAGCGGGCGUACGGUGUCUUCGAUGUCAAGCAGCCUGAUUGGUGAAACAACGCCAUUCAUCAAAAACACCUACAUUUGAACUGAUGGGAUUAAAGGACAUUAAAGGGAUAGUUCAGGUUU
This is a messenger RNA of Austrofundulus limnaeus, 1160 nucleotides long. RefSeq names its product claudin 10e (gene cldn10e). Gene Ontology annotation, cellular component: membrane; bicellular tight junction. Lineage: Eukaryota; Metazoa; Chordata; Actinopteri; Cyprinodontiformes; Rivulidae. The record is from RefSeq and is a predicted model, not a curated record. Gene Ontology annotation, molecular function: structural molecule activity. The coding region runs from base 139 to 1119 and encodes 326 amino acids. The transcript has 5 exons.